ACACACCGUAUUCGAAAAAUGAUGACCUAGCAGCAAUUGUCGUGGAAACAUGGGUGCGAACGCGCCGGACGAGUCCGUGACUUGUCGGGCAUCUUGCUUGGUAAAGCCAAGAGCCGAGAAUCAAGCUUCGCUGCUUCCGCACCUCGCGUAGCCGUUUGUUCCUCCUUCGCUCCGUCGAGCCCGAGCCCGCGAUCACGUUCACGCCGCUCUAACCAACUGACAACGCGCGCGUUGAUAGCCGUCAACGACACGACAACGAGAACGCGGUCGUUUACGGUCGUUACGCCGUGCACCAGGAAAAUGAGCAGUUCCGAGGAAGUGUCCUGGAUUUCGUGGUUUUGCGGUUUGCGCGGGAAUGAGUUCUUUUGCGAGGUGGAUGAAGAUUAUAUUCAGGACAAAUUUAAUUUAACGGGACUGAAUGAACAAGUACCACAUUAUCGUCAAGCAUUGGAUAUGAUUCUCGAUCUUGAACCUGAUGAUGAUUUGGAUGAUAACCCGAAUCAAUCAGAUUUGGUCGAGCAAGCAGCAGAGAUGCUCUAUGGUCUUAUUCACGCUCGCUACAUACUUACCAAUCGUGGCAUCGCUCAGAUGAUUGAAAAAUAUCAAGCGGGUGAUUUCGGUCAUUGCCCGCGAGUUUACUGUGAAUCCCAACCAAUGUUGCCGUUAGGCCUUAGCGAUGUUCCUGGCGAGGCAAUGGUCAGCUAUUGUCCCAAAUGCAUGGAUGUUUACACGCCCAAGAGUUCGAGACAUCAUCAUACCGAUGGAGCUUACUUUGGAACAGGAUUUCCACACAUGCUGUUUAUGGUUCAUCCCGAAUAUAGACCGAAACGUGCAGCAAAUCAAUUUGUACCUAGAUUAUACGGCUUUAAAAUUCAUCCUCUAGCAUAUCAGAUCCAGCAACAGUCUGCGUCCACGUUCAAAGCACCAUUACGGGCUCUUAACUACAUAAUGGAAAACGUUAAG
This is a messenger RNA of Nylanderia fulva, 963 nucleotides long. Lineage: Eukaryota; Metazoa; Arthropoda; Insecta; Hymenoptera; Formicidae. The record is from RefSeq and is a predicted model, not a curated record.